Jaculus jaculus (lesser Egyptian jerboa) is the source of this 1919-nucleotide messenger RNA. It is a transcript of the gene Dbr1, whose product is annotated as debranching RNA lariats 1. Gene Ontology annotation, biological process: mRNA splicing, via spliceosome. NCBI's taxonomy places the organism in Eukaryota, Metazoa, Chordata, Mammalia, Rodentia, Dipodidae. Bases 110 to 1750 code for a protein of 546 amino acids. The record is from RefSeq and is a predicted model, not a curated record. Gene Ontology annotation, cellular component: nucleus. The transcript has 8 exons. Gene Ontology annotation, molecular function: RNA lariat debranching enzyme activity.
GUUGGCGGGAGCCGAGCGCUGCUCCGCGUUGCCUGGUGUUGUCGGCAGAACGGCCCGAGCUGCUGGUGGUCUGGGCGUUGAGGUAGAGUUCCGCUCCUCGGCCGGCAGGAUGCGGGUGGCGGUGGCCGGAUGCUGCCACGGCGAGCUGGACAAGAUCUACGAGACUCUGGCGCUGGCGGAACGGCGCGGCCCGGGGCCGGUGGACCUUCUCCUGUGCUGCGGCGACUUCCAGGCGGUGCGCAACGAGGCCGACCUGCGCUGCAUGGCCGUGCCGCCCAAGUACCGCCACAUGCAGACCUUCUACAGAUAUUACUCUGGAGAGAAAAAAGCCCCAGUUCUCACAAUCUUCAUUGGGGGAAACCACGAAGCCUCAAAUCAUUUGCAAGAGUUACCCUAUGGUGGCUGGGUGGCACCAAACAUUUAUUAUUUAGGUUUGGCUGGUGUGGUAAAAUACCGAGGUGUAAGGAUUGGUGGGAUCUCUGGUAUCUUUAAAUCUCAUGACUACCGAAAAGGUCAUUUUGAGUGCCCUCCUUAUAAUUCAUCUACAAUAAGGAGCAUAUAUCAUGUGAGAAAUAUUGAAGUCUACAAACUAAAACAGCUGAAACAGCCUAUAGAUAUCUUCUUAUCUCAUGAUUGGCCAAGAAGCAUCUAUCAUUAUGGAAAUAAAAAGCAACUUCUUAAAACCAAAUCUUUUUUCCGACAAGAAGUGGAAAAUAAUACAUUGGGAAGUCCUGCUGCUUCAGAGCUGUUAGAGUAUCUGAAGCCUACUUACUGGUUCUCUGCACACCUUCAUGUGAAAUUUGCAGCCUUGAUGCAGCAUCAGGCCACAGAUAAAGAGCAGACAGUCAAAGCAACCAAAUUUUUAGCCUUGGACAAAUGCUUACCACAUAGAGACUUUCUUCAGAUAUUAGAAAUAGAACAUGAUCCCAGUGCUCCUGAUCACUUGGAAUACGACAUUGAAUGGCUGACCAUUCUCAAGGCUACUAAUGACCUUAUUAAUGUGACUGGGGGCCUAUGGAAUAUGCCUGAAAACAAUGGUCUGCAUAAGAGGUGGGAUUAUAGUGCAACAGAAGAAGCUAUGAAGGAAGUGAUGGAAAAAUUGAACCAUGACACCAAAGUUCCUUGUAACUUCAGUGUGACAGCUGCUUGUUAUGACCCUAGUAAGCCGCAGACACAAGUGCCACUGGUUCAUAGGAUUAGUCCCCAGACGACUGAAUUUUGUGCCCAGCUUGGCAUCAUGGACAUAAACGUUGUGCUUCAGAAGGCCAGGGAGGAGCAUCACCUGUGUGGUGAGGCAGAAGAGCCCGACGAUGUGGAGAGCAAUGACUCUGGAGAAGACAGGAGUGAGUAUAACACAGACACGUCCACCCUGUCCUCUAUCAACCCAGAUGAGAUAAUGCUAGAUGAAGAAGAGGAAAGUGAGGACCACAUUGCAAGUGCGUGCAGUGACACGAAUGCACCGUCCAUAGAGCCUUCUUCCGAUCAGGCAUCUGACUUUUCUGCAAGCUUCUCUGACAUCAGGAUCUUGCCAGGUUCGAUGUUUGUGUCCUCUGAUGACACAGCAGGUUCACCAGCUGGUAGACAGCGGAAGCCUAGUGAGGCUGUGGAGCCUGCAGUUGAAGAAGACGUUACUGAACUUCCGGUGAAGAGGCUGAGUAAUGAACAUGAACAUGAACCUGAGCAAAGAAAGAAAAUCAAGAGGCGGAAUCAAGCCAUCUACGCUGCGGUAGAUGACGAUGAUGACGAGUAAGACACUGUGCUGGUCUCAGUAAUGUGUGUAGAUAGGUGAUUUUUCAAUACUAUUUUUAGAGUUGGAUAAACUUUGUAAUGGUGAAAUGAUAGAAUUUACUUAGAUAUCAACUUUGUCUUUAGGCCUUUGUAUGCUUCAGAUAUAAACAUUAAAAUUUCGUAUAAAAUUU